This is a messenger RNA of Nelumbo nucifera (sacred lotus), 1765 nucleotides long. RefSeq lists its product as uncharacterized. The record is from RefSeq and is a predicted model, not a curated record. Lineage: Eukaryota; Viridiplantae; Streptophyta; Magnoliopsida; Proteales; Nelumbonaceae.
CAAAAAAAAAAAAAAAAAAGUAAUUUUGACAAGGUCUUGAAUUUCAUAGGUAGAGGUGGAGGAGCGUCACAAUCCACAUUCUGUAUCUAGUCUUCUCUCGUCAAUCGAAUUAAUCAGGCAAGAAAAAAGUAGCAACUACAGUUGCAGCUUCCGAGACGGGGGAGAGAUCAGACUCGAUUAAAUCACACUUUGUAAUGGGCGAAUUCGGUCAGUAGCAAUGAAAGGCGUCUUUUCGGCGCCUGGAGAUUACAUCCACUUUAAGUCUCAAGUUCCCCUCCACAAGAUUACUAUUGGGUCAAAGCAGUGGCGGUAUUAUGACUUUGGUCCGAAGGUUGUCCCUCCACUUAUCUGUAUCCCUGGGACGGCAGGAACAGCUGAUGUUUAUUACAAACAGAUCAUGUCACUCUCCAUGAAGGGAUACAGAGUAAUUUCUGUUGAUAUACCACGUGUAUGGAGUCAUCAUGAGUGGAUUCAAGCAUUUGAAAAGUUCUUGGACGCUGUUGAUGUUCAUCAUGUACAUCUUUAUGGAACAUCAUUGGGAGGCUUCCUAGCUCAACUUUUUGCACAGUAUCGUCCAAGACGUGUUCGAUCAUUGAUACUCUCAAAUUCAUUUUUGGAGACACAGAGUUUCUCUGCUGCAAUGCCGUGGUCCCCCGUUCUUAGCUGGACCCCUUCCUUUUUGCUGAAGAGAUAUGUCUUAACAGGAAUUCGUGAUGGUCCACAUGAACCAUUUAUUGCAGAUGCUGUAGACUUUGUUGUUUCCCAGGUAGAGACACUCUCAAGAGAUGACCUGGCAUCAAGAUUAACUUUGACUGUGGAAACCACUUCAGUUGGACCUCUCUUGGUUUCAGAUUCAUUUAUUACUAUAAUGGAUACAAAUGACUACUGUGCCAUUCCCCAACAAUUAAAAGAUCAAAUACGUGAAAGAUAUCCUGAGGCAAGACAAGCAUACUUGAAGACUGGGGGUGAUUUUCCUUUUCUUUCACGUCCAGAUGAAGUUAACCUACAUCUCCAGCUACACCUAAGACGGGUUGGAGUUGAAGCUAGGCCAGACUUGGUUCCAGGCACACCAAGGGGUGAUAGUGGUGGAAGUCCUAGUGAAAAGAAUGAUCGAAGAGAAGAUGCAGAUGACUCUCAGAAGGAUGAUAUAGGAGGUGGUGCUAGUCCUUCCACAGAAGAUAAUCUACCCCCAGCUUCAGAAAGCACAAGUUCCAAUGAUUUGAAUGACCAGCCCAUCAAUACUGCAAGCAUCAGUUCCAUGAGUUUGGAGUAUCUAACACCUUUCCUGAUAGCCCAUGCAGUUACUGAGAAGCAGGGAAAUAUCUUGAAUGUUGAGGCCAUUGUCCAACUUACUUACUCAGGCAUUAUCAAUUAUUUAUCUGCAGUCGUUCUAUGCAGAGAAAUUGUACAUUACGUUGAAGUGUUGUCGAAAGUCUAGAGAAGUUGUGUGACAUGGAACAAGUCAAUGCUUUGAGUUUGUAAACCAAUGAAUGUUUGGUGAUUUUAUUCUUGCAACUGCCUAGUCUGUCUCGAGUCUGGUUGGCGGAAUUCUGAGGUCUCGUGUGGCUCAAUUCUGAUUGAGAUUCAUUACUUUCUUCAGUGCAUGCCUGGAAUAAUUGCAUUCAAAAUGAUUAGAAACUCCAAGAGAUAGAAGUGGGUGGCACUCAAUGAAUAUUAAUAUUUUAUUGGUUUUGGUGACAUUGUCGAUUGCUUGAUUGCUGUAUAAGAUGCAAUUGCCAGUAAUUUGAUGCUGCCCUUUGUAUCA